AUGAAUAUGAUGAUGAAUGCAAUAUCACAAAUAUCGUCGCAGAUGUCACAACUGUCUUCUCAAAUAUCAUCGGAGUUGUCGUCGCAGAUAAAUGUGCNAAUAUCACAAAUAUCGUCGCAGAUGUCACAACUGUCUUCUCAAAUAUCAUCGGAGUUGUCGUCGCAGAUAAAUGUGCAGCAGGAUACCCGUAUAUCACAGGUCUUAUCCCAAUUAGAAGCACAGAAGACACAUGUGACGUCGCAACUGGAAACGCAGGAAAUAAAAAUAACGCAGUUACAGGAGAAGACGUUAGGCAUUGAGACUGAAGUAGAUGCCAUGAAAGCUCGCCUCUGUGAACUGCAACUGAAUCGCCCGAAUGUUUUAACUGGCGGUUCCAAAGUAAAAGCUCCAUCCUUCGAUGGCACUGUAUCCUUCUCAAUAUUUAAGCUCCAGUUCGAAACAACAGCAACAACAAACAACUGGGGUACUGCAGACAAAGUAGCUGCAUUGGUUGUCUCGCUUAAGGGUUCUGCAGCCGAAGUACUGCAGACAGUUCCAGAAAUCGACCGGGGUAACUAUGACGCUAUAAUGGCCGCAAUAGAGAGACGUUACGGCAGUGACCACAGGCAACAAAUGUUCCAGAUGGAAUUGAUGAAUCGCUUUCAGAAGAUAAAUGAGACACUGCAAGAGUACGCAACAGAGAUCGAGCGAUUGGCGCAUUUGGCAUAUGCGAAAGAAACGGCAGAUUUCAUAGAAAAGAUGAAGUGCCAGGCAUUCGUGAGAGGUAUACGAGAUCCGGAGACGAAACGGGCAGCAUACUCAACACCAAAGGGGACGUUUGCUGAAACAAUGUCUUUUGCGCUGGCACAGGAGACAGCAGCUCUUCUGAGCAAACCAGUACAUAAAGUUCAUCGGGUUGAUGUUGAAGAGCCCAACUCGCUGGAAGAAACCAUAAGGGACGUAAUACGAGAGUCCUUAUCCCAGAUGACACGUCGCAGCAGUUCGGAUAUUAAGUGCUACAACUGUGGCAAGAUUGGGCAUAUUGCGCGCAAUUGUAGUACACCACAUAGUCAAUCGAUGGCAAACUCGGGUGGAAGGAAGCGAAGCAGUGAAACCGACAAUACCGCUCCUGAAACUCAACAGCCGUUAAACUUAAACGAACCAGCUCUAAGGGGCGUGAGCUGGUUCUCACAACUGACUGCUCCACUGUCUCCGUCUCGCAAAUUGGACGGAAAAGCAAUAGUUUGUCGGUGA
Molecule: messenger RNA, 1233 nt
Organism: Rhagoletis zephyria (snowberry fruit fly)
Lineage: Eukaryota; Metazoa; Arthropoda; Insecta; Diptera; Tephritidae
Molecular function (GO): zinc ion binding; nucleic acid binding
Source: RefSeq, a predicted model, not a curated record